CUUCCGGGUCAUUUGUCGCAUGUAACUCCUGAGAAGUUCAAACAUUUGUCCUGCGGUUAUCAAUGGGAACUCAUUUAGUGGCUACAGAAAAUAACAACUGUCGGGCGAGUGCAUUUCAUUUUUAUUACACACAAACUUGCAUUUGCGGUAGAUGUGUAGCGUCACAUGAGAUGCUAGCUAGCUAAAAUAUGCCACAAAUGAAGGCUGGACAGAAGAAGGAAAAAGUAUUCGCCUAUCACUGAGCUAACCCUUAAAAAAAAAAAAAGAAAGAAAAAUGUAUGAAGGCUUAAACUUGUAAGGCCUAGCUUAUAUGUUAGCUCAAACAGUUUGUGUUACAUUACCAUUCAUGGUUUGUUUGUCCUGCUAAUAAAGGUGUCAGUUACAGACAAUCUUUGGAUUUAGCUGUCCGUCACUCUUCUCAAGCCUUUCACUAUGUUCACUUACUGUGUCAGAAGUGUACUGUCAGGCCGCCUGUGCAUACUGAACACCUCGCGGUGCAGGAGACACUUCAGCGCAUCGUCAAGCGAGGACUUGGAUCAGGUGAGGACUCUGCUGCAGCUCUGCGUGGACAGACGGUACGUCUCCCCUGGUCCAGCUAACACACAGCUGUUUCAGCGGGGGAUGAGCUGCAGUUAUGGACCUCUGGGCAUGGAGCUGAGGAGAAACCUGCUGGAGCAGUGGUGGCACUCUGUGACCAGGUCCACAGCUCAGGUGCUGGGGAUAAACACCCUGAACAGCAGCACAGUGUCAGAGACAGAGGGACAGGGACCACUGAGGAUUGUAGAGUCUGGAAGUUUAAAGCAAAUACUUGAAGAGCAAGAACUGAGCAAGGAGCAGCUCAUCAAGAGGCUGGACACGCUCCUUCAGAGCUCCCCAUCUGUCAGGGGAAACUUACUUCAAGGAGCCUUGGAGCAGUUUGUCCCCUUGUGGGAGCUGGUGGCCAGAAAGCUGCCUUUCGGCCUGGCUGAGACUGGUCUAUGUUUCCUGCCCUCUGAUGGCUCUGGUUGCCCAGCUGAGGUCAUGCAGACGUCUCUGGUGUGGUUCUGCACUCCUCGGACCUCUUCCCAGUGGCUGGACCACUGGACACGACAGAGGCUCAAGUGGUGGAGGAAAUUUGCCCUGUCUCCAUCAGACUUCAGCAGCAGUGACGUCCCAGAGGAGGAGCUCGGGGAUGUGGCAUCUCGUGGUUUGAGAAUCACGUACAACUUCCCAUGGGGACCAGAGCCCUUGGAGACGCUGCUGAGCAGAGGAAGCAGGGAGCUGCUGAACACACACAAAGAAGACUCUAAACUACUCCGUCGUAAGUUAGUUCCUCAUGUUGUCUCUGUCACCGGGAACAUGGACCGUGGUGUGAUGGCCUUUUUAUCCAACUCACUCCAGCAGCUCAAGAAAGAGGACAGUAAGCAGAAGCUGCAUCAGAGAAAGGUUCUGAAGUUGCAUCCAGUGUUGGCUCCAGUCAAAGUGGCUAUAGAUAUCAGCAGGGGGGGCACAAUGGAGCUGAGGCAGGUGUGUGAGGGGCUGCUCCAGGAGAUGAUGGAGGCUAAGAUCUCCGUAUGGCCGGGGUAUCUCAACACUCUGUCUACAUCAAUGGAGCAGCUGAAUGCAAACUAUGAUGAGAUGGGAGUGCUUUUCACUGUGGUGAUCAGUGAGAACACGCUGGAGAGCGGCCUCCUUCAAGUCCGCAGGAGAGACACCACCAUCAAAGAGACCAUGCACAUCUCUGAGAUCAAGAACUUUCUCUCCAGAUACAUUUCUGCUGCCGAAAACGUCUGAAUGGACUUUUUGUUUUAGAAGCACAGUGUGAUCAUUUGCUUCCUCAGUUUUGCAUCCUUUUUAGGAACAAAUGUGUGGAUGUGUUGCACAUCCGCACAUCAGAAACCUCUUUAUGUGGCAUAUUUCUGCUGAACAGAGCACGUUGUGGAUAUCAGUCUUUCCCUGAUGACUUCAAGCUCAGCGUGACCUAAUCAGGAAUUGAGGAUGUUUUAUGUGCUAGUGGUUGGCUAUCUGGUGGCCAUUCUGUACCUUGUUUUAAAGGCAAAGAACAUAUUUUGUGAGGGGUCAAAAUUAAGAAGAUGCACACAACAUGUAUGUGCACACACUCAGGGUGGAGGAACCCAGUUUUUUUCAUGGAUUCUCACUCACCAAAGUGGAUAACUCGUCCCCUCUUUUCUUUAUUUCUGUCUCACUUUCUAAUUAAAUAAAAAUAAUAUUUCAUUCAUA
This is a messenger RNA of Acanthopagrus latus (yellowfin seabream), 2220 nucleotides long. It is a transcript of the gene polg2, whose product is annotated as polymerase (DNA directed), gamma 2, accessory subunit. The transcript is spliced from 8 exons. NCBI's taxonomy places the organism in Eukaryota, Metazoa, Chordata, Actinopteri, Spariformes, Sparidae. The coding region runs from base 433 to 1773 and encodes 446 amino acids. Gene Ontology annotation, cellular component: cytoplasm; mitochondrion. Gene Ontology annotation, biological process: mitochondrial DNA replication. The record is from RefSeq and is a predicted model, not a curated record.